UCUCUCCAUAACUGAAAACCCGACUCUUUCCCCGCCAUAUUCAACAGAAGAGCGAAUCGAGUUGAUUCAAUGGAGUCGAACAUUGCAGCUGAACGAGUUGAAUCAGAGAGCCCUAAGGCAAAAGAAGAAGCCAGGACCGAGAAGACCAUCAUAUCCGGCCAAGACUUCAACUUCGAGAACGGCAACAACCCAGUAGUUGCUUCCAUCAUUUCUCCGGCGGAAACUGUCGAAUCAGCCCAGGAGAUCAAGAACAUGAAGAACGAUAAGAAGAAGAAACAGAAGAAUGAGGUGCAAGUCUCCAACACCAAGAAGCCCUUCAUCUUCUAUCUGAAUCGUGCCAAGAGGUACAUCCAUGAGUUCAACGAGGUUGAACUUUGCGGCUUAGGAAUGGCUAUUCCUACUGUUGUCACCAUAGCUGAGAUUCUGAAGCGAAAUGGAUUCGCAAUCCAGAAAGGAUUAGCGACAUCGACCGUGCUCAGCACCCAUGAGGAUCGAAAGGGUCGUCAAAUCGAGAAAGCUAAGAUUGAGAUAGUGCUGGAAAAAGCUGGGAAAUUUGAGGCCAUCAAUGGAGUUGUAACCCCCAAUGAAAGCUGAUGAUCACAAAGCACAAG
Molecule: messenger RNA, 611 nt
Organism: Hibiscus syriacus
Lineage: Eukaryota; Viridiplantae; Streptophyta; Magnoliopsida; Malvales; Malvaceae
Exons: 5
Coding region: 70-594 (174 amino acids)
Cellular component (GO): nucleus
Molecular function (GO): RNA binding
Source: RefSeq, a predicted model, not a curated record